Molecule: messenger RNA, 1233 nt
Organism: Bemisia tabaci
Lineage: Eukaryota; Metazoa; Arthropoda; Insecta; Hemiptera; Aleyrodidae
Source: RefSeq, a predicted model, not a curated record
UCGGAUUUGUACGUCAAAACCACUUAACCUCAUUCUUGUGAAUUUGUUGUGUUGUCCCUGUUCCCUUCGUGUUUUCUCGCGAUCCCCGCAGUGUUUUCCCGUGGAAAUUUUUGAUUUUCACCACGAGUGUCCCCUUGUCUGCCUCGUCCUCCAGUUGCAGCUCCGCGGAGGAAAUGAAUAAGCGUGUGGUAGUGAAGAGAAAAAUGUUCACUCAUGAAGAGAGGCAUUUUCUGCUCAAGUUAAUCCAUGCAAACAAAGCAGUCAUCGAAAACAAGGAGUCGGAUGUUGUAAACCAAGUCAAGAAAAAGAUGUGCUGGGAACAUAUCGCUGAAAUGUUCAACAGUCAAGAAACUCAUGAAAACAAGCGAACAGCCAGUCAACUAAUUAAAUUUUGGGACAAUGAAAAAACCAAAAGAAAAAGAAUUCUCACCAAUGCCAAACUUAAACAAGCUGCUACUCCAUACUCAGAUUACUGUGAGCCAAACUUUUCAGGAGUUGAAAACGCAGAUAUUAAUGUUUUCUUGGAAACCUCCGUGGACACAAGCGCUAACGGCCUUCACAACAGUUAUUUAAGCUCUGAAGAAGACAUUAAACCAUUUAGUUUUGAAGGUCAAAAUGGCUUUGAUAGAGAGCUUGAGAGUAAUAUCAAUGAAAUGUCAAUCGCCACCACCAAAGGACCGCCCAUGAUCGAUUACGAAUCGCUUGGGAGGAGAAGUCACCCUCAAAGCGAAAACGGUGAAUGUCCAACAUACCCAUCUGCAUCAUAUAGCCAAUCCCAUUCAUCAGGUGCCAAUCCGAUGGACAGUCCCUACGACAAAAAACCUCCCGCCACAUCACCCUCCGAAGCAGAGAGGAGAUCAAAAAUCCAAGAAGAAAUGGAUGAAAUGAGAAGGCAGCACGAAAAAGAUAUGACCGCGCUCAGACUGGAAGAAAUGAGGUGCCGAGUUGAGCUCGCCAAAAAAGAAAUAGAGCUCAAAGAGAAACACGUGGAGCUCGAGAGUAAAAAGAUCGAAAGUCUGUUAGAAAAGGAAAAAUUUGAGCGGGCGAAAGAAGCGCUAGAGCUAGAUAUUUUGAGGAAGAAGUUGGAAUAACUGAAGUAUUUGAACCCAGCUUAGCUACUUUGUUAGGGUCUGAAAUGAGCUUACUGUUUUUUAUUUUAAGUUUUUAUCACUGUUAAUAAUGUUAAUUAUUAUUAUUAAUGACAAUGUUUGUAAUUCUAAAUUACUUAAUAAA